Molecule: messenger RNA, 635 nt
Organism: Aricia agestis (brown argus)
Lineage: Eukaryota; Metazoa; Arthropoda; Insecta; Lepidoptera; Lycaenidae
Exons: 4
Coding region: 78-626 (182 amino acids)
Biological process (GO): proteolysis
Molecular function (GO): metalloendopeptidase activity
Source: RefSeq, a predicted model, not a curated record
CACACACAAAAAUGUGCGUUAUCAAAGUCAUAACGUAUUUAUGGCAUGUAUGAAAUAGUUUUAUGUGAUAUGGGAGUAUGUGGUGGAAUAUGUAUGUACUUGUUAUUGCGGUAAUGAUUCAUCUCAAUGCAGCGAGUGAUCUUCGUGUAGAUCAUCCGCGGUUCUGUUGGAGAAAUGCGUCCUUACCACCGGGCACGCAUUGGCCCUGUGAUUGGAGUGAUGGGAGGAUACCUUAUACUUUCAAUCUGUAUUCACUAAACAAAAGACGUCUAAUAACACUAGUCAAAAGAGGUUUGAGUGUAUUAGAACAACAAUCGUGUUUGAAAUUUGAAGAACGGAACCCAGUGGAACUUGCGAACAGACAUAAUGCCACUUAUUUAGUCUACACCUACUCGGAGGUUCUGGAAUACUGUUGUCACCGAUUAUUUUAUAAGCCACUUGGAAGACGGAAUGUUCUGAUAACUCCGCUCUGCAGCAUGUCAGUAGAGAUCGCUCAUGCAACUCUACACGGGCUGGGUUUGCAUCACAAAAGGAACGAACCUUUCGACAAACAAACCGCACAAAAAUUCCUCUUUCUCAACAAAUGCAAGAAGAAUACUUUGCAAAACUAUAAAGUUAUGUUGUGAAUAUAGUUA